AUGUCUACCACUUCUGUAGACACUCUCGUUAUCGGCGCAGGUGAGCAAUGCUCGAGCCCUCGAGGUGCACGACCCACAGCAAGCUGACACGGCGCGCGCCGCCUCUGGCAACCUUCAGGUCCCACCGGCCUCGGUGCGGCCAAGCGUCUCAACCAGCUCGUGAGUAGAAUUGAGCGUGCCCAUUCUCGCAAGGCCUGUCUCCUCGCACUGGUCAAGGACUGACACUCCGAGUGCAUCACUCCUAUAGAACCAAGGCACAUGGGCUCUGAUCGACUCUUCCGAAGAGGCGGGAGGUCUCGCAUCGACCGACGUGACUCAGGAAGGCUUCCUCUUCGACGUCGGUGGUCACGUCAUCUUCUCGCACUACACUUACUUUGAUGAUGUCAUCCACGAAGCCCUGCCAAAGGACAGUGACUGGUACGAGCACCAGCGUGUCUCGUAUGUUCGCUCAAAGAACGUUUGGGUGCCUUGUGAGUGGCGAGGAGGCUUUCAAACGAAUCAGAUGGAGGUUCCCGUGUUUCGGGCCAGCAGGGAGACGCAAUCCAACUUUCUGGCGUGGAGGUGCAAAUUGUGACAUCCUGCACUGCAAGGAUGGAUGAGGCGCUACUUGGGACGAAGCUUAGCGCGGGCGCUCGGGGCCCUGCGUCAAUCUGAAUGUCUGCUGAGAUGCUCGGACUAAUUCUCACCCGAGGAUCUGGGGCAGGGGAAGUUACUUGCUCACACACGCUGCACCUGCUCUGCUUUGCCACAGACCCUUACCAAAACAACAUCAGCGUUCUGCCAGUCGAGGAUCAAGUCAAGGCUAUUGAAGGCAUGAUCGACGCUGCCGAGGUGCGCAUUCGCGCCAAGGACGCUCCCAAGGACUUCGACGAGUGGAUUCUGCGUCAGAUGGGUGAGUCGCUGCAGGUUUUCACAACUCGAUGCCUGCAAAACGUACUCACGCUAUCGCUCGAAAUGACAGGUGAGGGUAUUGCAAAUCUCUUCAUGAGGCCUUACAACUUCAAAGUAUGGGCCGUUCCCACUACCCACAUGCAGUGCAAGUGGUUGGGCGAGCGUGUUGCUGCACCAUCUCUCAAGCUUGUUGUCUCCAACACCAUCAACAAAAAGGUUGCUGGAGGAUGGGGACCAAACGCUACCUUCAAAUUCCCUGCUGAGGGUGGCACAGGUGGUAUCUGGAAGGCGGUUGCCAAGACGCUUCCCAAGGAGAAGCUCAUUUUCAAAAAGCGGGUUGAGAAGGUCGAUGCUGCUGGACACAGCGUCAAGCUCGACGAUGGCAGCUCGAUCAAGUACAAGAACCUGAUCACCACAAUGGGCGCAGACUACCUCAUUGACAACCUUGACGGUGCCGACCCCGCUGACGUCAAGCAGCUCAAGGAGGCCAAGGAGGACUUGGUUUACUCGAGCACUCAUGUUAUCGGUAUCGGAAUCCGCGGCGAGCUUCCUCCUCGCAUCGGCGACAAGUGCUGGCUCUACUUCCCCGAGGACGACUGUCCCUUCUACCGAGCCACCAUUUUCUCCAACUACAGCCCCAACAACUGCCCUCAAGCCGAUGCCAAGCUGCCUACCUUGCAGUACGCCGAUGUCAGCAAGGGCAAGCCCACGGACACUUCUCCCAAGUCAGGCCCCUACUGGUCUCUUAUGAUGGAAGUGUCAGAGUCUCACCUGAAGCCAGUCGAUGCCCAGAAAAUCCUCGCUGAGACUGUGCAGGGAUGCGUCAACACGCAGCUGAUGCAGCCAACCGACGAGAUCGUCUCGCUCUACCACCGCAAGUUCACCCCAGGCUACCCCACCCCAAGCUUGAAGCGAGACGCUGCCUUGGCAAAGAUCUUGCCAGUGCUUUCGGACAAGUACAACAUCUUCAGCAGAGGCCGCUUCGGCAGUUGGAAAUACGAGGUUGGAAACCAGGACCACUCGUUCAUGCUGGGUGUGGAAGCUGUGGACAGAGCGCUGUACGGAUCUCCCGAGCUCACGCUCGACAGCCCAGACUAUGUGAAUGGACGCAGAAACACCGAGCGCAGGCUCACCAAGGCUUGA
Ceraceosorus bombacis is the source of this 2034-nucleotide messenger RNA. Lineage: Eukaryota; Fungi; Basidiomycota; Exobasidiomycetes; Ceraceosorales; Ceraceosoraceae. The record is from the annotation of a GenBank genome assembly.